UCUCAGACCGACGAGCACGGGGAAAAUGGAAGGAAUGAACUGUCUCAGAUUUGGAACUCUUCUUUGUCUCUUUGCUUGUGUACAUGGCUAUGCGUAUUUUAGAGGUCGAAUUCCUAAUGGACACAAGGUUCCCCACCCUUGUAACCCUACGUCUGAUAAAUGGGUGGCGGUAGGACACAUGCUUUCUGGGGGCAGAGGACCAAGAAAUCCAUUUGGAGAUGACUUCGCUGCUAAUGGCAAUGAAUGGACUAAAAAGCUUUGCUUCAUGGACUCUGACGGGGAUGGUCGACAUAAUGGUAUAGAGCUGGGAGACCCCUGGUGUCAGUGGACCAAGGAGAACAAAUACCCUCUACAGCUGGCAACCUCCCACCCAGGAAUUUGUGAUCCGCUGGAAAGCCCAAAAUGCGAGGGAAAGAAUGAAUGGCUGAAAUGUCCCAGUUUCUCUGACAAAUGUAACCAUGCCACCAAAGAGCCAGGUGCUCACCGAUUGGAUAUCCGUCUGCCUCGUCUGCACGUGCCAGCCAAGGAGAACAGCUACAUUUGCCUGGAGUACGAUCUCCCUGACAACGACGACUUCCACCUGACAGCUGGAGUCCCGAUCAUUGAUAACCACAUCACCAUGGGAGGCAUCAUGGUCUUUGCUUGUGAGGCCAGUACUUACACACCUGCAUCUAAGCACCCGUAUGAAUGUGGUUUGAAAACUCGUGGAGAUUGUAGACAUCUGAUUGGAGGAUAUUCCGAGGACAUUCCAGGCAUAUGCUACCACAAAAAUACAGGAAUGCGAAUCGGUAGAACUGGGUGCCGCCAGAUUGUCAUUCAGAUUAAAUGGAACAACCCAGAAGAGUAUGAAGAUAUGUUCGAUUCCUCCGGCAUUUCUCUGUAUUACACCAAAAAUCUUCGUCGCUAUGACGUAGGAACGAAGAUCUUCUCCUCCACCCACUUUACCAUCCCUUCGCCGCGACCGAUCUACGCCAUCACGUCCAGUUACCCUAGCGAAUGCUCACAGAUGCAAAUCAAAUCACCUAUCUACAUCACCAGAGCUUUUAACCACAUGCACAAAUAUGGAAAACAAGAGAGAGUUGAGGUAAUCCGAGAUGGCCGAGUUGUCAAUCUAAUUACUGACGAAAGAUUUUACGACUUGCAUAAACCAAAAACUUUCUGGCACACGAACCCAGUCCAAGUUCUUCCUGGAGACAUUCUUAGAAUUACAUGCGUUUACGACACCCGUGAAGUAAAACAUCCGGUCCACUGGGGUCUUUUAUCAACCAAUGAAAUAUGUGCUUCUACUAUUGAAUUCUACCCGAAAGGAAACUGGAUGGGGUCCACAUGUUCUAGCUUCAAAUCUAUUCCCCUGUGUAAAUUAGAAACAACUGGGGUUGCUAACGGAUGCGACUUCAACGGCUUCUUUGGUGCACUGCACAAAGACGUGAGAACAGCCGCUUUGUUCCAGAAUUGUACCGAUAUGAACUUUUGCACGCCUGCGUGUCGAACACUCGCUAAUGCAGCUACGUCACAUCCGUGUUUGACUGGAGACAGCAUGGAACUUCUGAGGUCCCCUCUCACCGCCCCAAACAAAAAGCUGAAGGUGUUCUUUAAUGUAUUAGAACUUUGUGGAGCAUAUACCCCUCCCAAACACCCUCAACACAGACGCCCUCGUAAAAAUCAAAACAACGAUACCCAGGAGUCUAUGAGCUCCGGAAUUGGAGGGUCUCUUCCGGGACAUCUUGUAAGUGGAACUGUGCACCUGGUAUUUAUGCCUGGAGAGCGAUAAUCCGGCUGCUUGCUUAUUAAUCCUUAUUCCCUAAAAUAUUUAUUUUCCCUUCGCCUAGUGUAUUCCUAAUAAACCGCUGUAGAUUAAACCUCUUGCCAAAAUAACCUGUUGCUUUGUGUCUGCUUUAACCUUAGUCGAUUUUGUCGCAGUUAAUGAUGUGAUUG
This is a messenger RNA of Magallana angulata, 1935 nucleotides long. RefSeq lists its product as uncharacterized. The record is from RefSeq and is a predicted model, not a curated record. The transcript is spliced from 9 exons. Gene Ontology annotation, molecular function: copper ion binding; dopamine beta-monooxygenase activity. Lineage: Eukaryota; Metazoa; Mollusca; Bivalvia; Ostreida; Ostreidae. Bases 26 to 1771 code for a protein of 581 amino acids.